AUGGCAGCUUCUCUGGCUGAGGAGGGCUCACAUGAUGGCCGUGCCGCGGCAGAGGAGAUGGCCAAAGCCGAUCCGGAUCUCGACCCAGUGUGGGGUCUGCUAAUCAGCUCUGUGCCGGCGAAGGAUUCUGUGUCGGCUUGCGAGGCUGAAGCGAAGCCAAUCUCCAACGUCGUUGACAAGGAGGAAGAGCUUCCGGCAGAGCUUGACCUCGGUUUUGUGGGCCCGGUGGUGCGGUGGAACGUCCCGGGCUGUGAUGCCUUUGUCCUGGACAAUGUCCUCAGCGCCGCCGAAUGCGCUGCUCUGGUGAGCCGGGCUGAGGGCCUCUGGACCUUCUGGGAGGAGGACCCAGCGCGGCCGCGCAUCGCCUUCCGCAACGCGCACACAGUGGAGGUCUCCCAGGAGGCCCUGGCAGAUCGAAUCUGGCGGCGGGUGGGUUCGCACGUUCAGCCCACGGUGGAGCUUGGCCCAGAAGAUCCGCGCUUUGAAGUCGACAUCGAGGGCACAUGGUAUCCGUAUGCAAUGAACCCGAAGCUGCUGCUGUCGCGGUACCUGGAUGGUGGCCACUUCAGCCCCCACACGGACGGGACCACCGUGGUGGACUUCAACCGACGUACCUUUUACAGCUGCGUGCUCUUCCUCAAUGCUUCCCCAUGGGGCGGGCACACGCGCCUCUACGCGGACGAGCAGAUGAAGCGCGAGCUUCGCAAGGACGAUGCCGGUCGGCUCACCGGUGAGACAGAUCUCAUCCUGGCAGAGGUGGCUCCCAAACCGGGGAGGAUGCUGGUGUUCUACCAUCGCCUGAUGCAUGAGGGUGUCCCAGCGGCAGAGAAGUACAUCAUCCGCACGGAUGUCCUCUAUCGCCGCGACCCAGAGAUCUGCACGGCGCCGGAGGACAAGGAGGCCUUCCAGAUGUACCAGGAGGCGCAGCUCCUCGCCGAGAGAGGCGACUGUGCCGCUGCAGCAGGCCUUUUCCGAGGCGCCUUUCGCCGAAGCGAGGCCCUGAAGGCUGUCUACCGCAUGUGA
Messenger RNA from Symbiodinium natans, 1023 nucleotides. The record is from the annotation of a GenBank genome assembly. NCBI's taxonomy places the organism in Eukaryota, Dinophyceae, Suessiales, Symbiodiniaceae.